Messenger RNA from Trichobilharzia szidati, 2342 nucleotides. The record is from the annotation of a GenBank genome assembly. NCBI's taxonomy places the organism in Eukaryota, Metazoa, Platyhelminthes, Trematoda, Strigeidida, Schistosomatidae.
AUGAUUGGAAUUAUACAAGAUAGUAGCAAAAACAUGAAGAAUAAAGAUUAUACAUUCGUGUCAAGUGGCAACUGCCUCUUCACAAAUCCAGUCGUCCUUCCAAGCAAACGAGUAUGCCGUACUCAGAAUUCUGUGUUAAAGGAUUGUGAGUCUGCUGGCGGACGUUUACUUUCAUGGCACUAUUUCACAACUAUAAGUCUAAUCAUCAUAACAUGGAUGGGUAGUGUUAAAGCCAAACCGAAUUAUAAAUCCUUUUUACAUACCAAAGAUUUAAAUAUUCACACAGACAGUAUUGACACUAGUCAAAAUGACUGGCAGUCGAAAAAUCUUAUUGUAGAACCCUGGGAACCCCUUACAAAACCAAUGGAAAAUGAACGGGAUAAAAUGGCCAUGGGAAGAGACGAAUGGAGUCAAGAGAAGAUGAUGCUGAACGACUUGAGACUACAGCAUCAGUCACACAAAUUAUAUUUCUUGAAUAGUGCUGGUGCACGAUGCAAUGACGGUUCACCAGCUGGUUAUUAUUAUCGUCCGGCGAAACAUACCACAGUGAAAAACUGGAUUGUAUUUCUUGAAGGUGGCUGGUAUUGUUUUGAUGCAGAAACCUGUUUUCUAAGAGAAUCCAAUGCCUUUUCAUUGUUCUCUUCAAAAUUUUGGCCUAAAACACGAUCACUUGGUGGAAUUCUCUCAUCUGAUUCAAAUGCAAAUCCGUAUUAUCAUGAGUACCACAGUGUUUUUAUUCCAUACUGUUCAAGUGAUUUAUGGACUGGUAAAAUGGCAAAUCAGAGUGGAGAUUUUUACUUUCAUGGUUCACGUAUAUUGGCAGCAGUUAUCGAUGAUCUACCUUGGCAUAAUGCAGCAUAUACAGAAAAGGUUGUAUUUUCAGGUUCCAGUGCCGGUGGGAUAGGCGUUCUAAUGAAUGUGGAUAGACUAGCUCGAAAAUUAUUCACUCGUAUUGGACACCCUGUUCUAGUAAGCGGAAUAAUAGAUUCCUCUUGGUUUAUUCACAUACCAGCCUAUCAAGAAAGUAAAUGUAUAAACGCAUUUGAAUGUCCACCUGAGGAAGGCAUUAAUCGAGGAAUGAAAUUCUGGAAUGCCAGAAUACCAAAACCUUGUCGUAAGGCACAUCCAAAAGGACAAAAGUGGAAAUGUUACCUGGCUCCAUUCAUGUAUCCACAUUUGAGAACUCCAGUGUAUAUUGUGCAAAGUUUAUUUGAUGAAGCUCAAAUGCAAAUGUCUAAAGUCCCAUUACUCACUGGUGGAACCUAUUCAAAAUGGGCGUAUAUACAAAAUUUAGGCAAAGAGGUAGCACGCAGUCUUCAGUCAGCAGGAGGUGUAUUUGCUCCUUCAUGUCUGGAUCACGAAAUUCUAACUAAAAAUAAUUGGGUCCACAAAAUGAUCGGGACAAUCAGCCUAGUGAAUGCAAUCAAAGCAUGGGAUGAUGAGUUGGAGAAACACUGGAUAAGACAAAAAUUGAUAUACUUUUCAAUGCGCUAUCCUAAUGCUCUAAUUAAAGCGCAACAGUGGAGCGCAAAUCAUCAAUCUACCGAUAUGAGUAAUCCCCUAGGAUCGGAGUCACAGGAAAGUGUUACAAAGGCAGCAACAGCUACAGAAACAACGACUACAAGUAAUUCAACUCUUGUAUUUUUAUCUCGACUCGUCAACUUACUAAACCAACAUCCUAGACGUCUUAAACGAAGUUCAACGAUCAGUUCCUUAGACGAUAUCAAACCAUCAAAUUUUAACUCAUUUAUCAUUGAAAAAUCAUACCCAUACGCACUAACAAUGACUAGACUAAGUCAGUCUAAGUUAACUCAAACAAUGAAAAAGCGCAAAAUACCACGGAAUCAUAUAAACUCAAUAUUUCGAAAAUAUUCAGCUUCUGCGACGUACCACGUAAUUGAUUCCUGUGGAUUAUUUUCAGUAGAUGGAAUCCAAGGUGCAUAUUUAUGCAGAAAUACACCUUUGGAGGUGUUGAAUAAAAGCAAAAAUGAUAACUUCAAUACUAGCAGUAGCACACAGUUGAAUUAUAUUGCUAAUAAUCCAAUAAAAUAUACUCCAGCCAUUGAUCAUUUAAUCCCACAAUGUAAUCCAACCUGCGGCUAUUUAUCAAAUCCGCAACGCAUGAAGUUAGUUGAUGUUUUGGCUCUAUAUGAGGUCAAUACAGACUUGCUAGCCAGCCUUCUUGGUUUGCCCACAUCAAAGCUAAGAAGUUAUGACUCAGAACAACAGAUGCGUGCUUUAUUUUGUGGGAACAAUCGGGUUAAACGUAACCUUAGUCGUCUUAUACUACCACAACUGUCUGUAUAGCACUAAUAACAUUAUUAAUAAUAAUUAAAAAUAAC